AUGGACGACUUUCCGCACUACGCCGUCUUCGGCUUCUUCGCGCUCUGCGCCACGCUCGUGCUGCUCCUUCCGCUCGCGCUCCGCCAGGUGCUCGCCAGCUCCGCGCACCUUGCGGCGACCGCCGCGCGCGACUACUCGGAGGCGGUCGCGGAGGCGCUGAACCACGCGCUCGUCGCGUACACCGCGGCGCAGGUGGCGCUGUUCACGGCGCUCUUCCUCCCGCCCGCCCUCGUCUUUGACGUCCUCGCGUUGCUCCGCAACGCCUGCCGCCCCCGCCGCGCGGGCCACCUCAGCUACUUCAUUCCGCCCUUCCUGCGCGCAUUCGUCCGCCCGUGGCUCGCGCUGUUGUGCGGCGGGGUUCCCCGGGCCGGGGGGGGGGAAGGGGGAGGGGACGGGGAGAAUGGGGAGGGGGGGGAAGGGGAAGGAGCGGAGGAAGGGAUGGUGUUCCUCGGGCCAAUGACGGCGGAGGAGCUGGCGGCGUUGCCUCAGGUGGUGUACGGUGGGGAGGGGUGCGGCGGAGACCAGUGGCAGCAGCAACAGCAGCAGCAAAAGGAGGAGGAUGAGGAGGGCGGGGCGGAUUUGACUGAUUGUACAGAGGGGCUGAUCAAGAGGAGCAUCCCGGGUAGGCCUGCGGGGUCUUCAAGCGAGGGCGGAGAUAGACGGCUCGCGCUCGCAGCAGCAGCGGAGCUAGGGGCAGCGGAGGGUGGAGGAGGGAGCGUGGUUCGCGGCGAGGGCGAGGAGGGCGAAGGUAGUGCGCCGAGUGGCGCGGAGGGAGCGACAGCCACGCUGGACGGAGGCGAGGGGGGAGCGCAGCGGCCGUUAGUGGCCGCUGCAGCAGAGGCGGUGCCUGUAGGGGUUGCGGCAAGGGCUGGGGCGGCAGGAGGGGCAGCAGGGCGGUGUGAAGUGGAGGAAGAGGAGGGAGAGGAGCGGUCCCAGCUGCUGGUUCAGGGCAGCAGAGAAGGGGGGGAGUGGCGGGUGCAGGUGGAUGGGGAGAGGGAGGGCGAGGAGGAGGUGGAUGUGCAUGGGCAUAGAAGUGGGGAUGCGGGUAGGGGAUUGGAAUGCAGUGGAGCAUCAGGGAGAAGGGUUGUGAGAACAGAGAGCGGGGAGGAAGACCCGUGCACCAUCUGCUUCGAUGGCUUUAAGAGGGGCGACCAGCUGAGAGUACUGCCGUGCCAACACAGGUUCCACACAGCGUGCAUCGACGAGUGGCUCAUGAAGAAGCCCCUCUGCCCGCUCUGCAAGCGCUGCGCCCGCCCGCCGCCGCCCGCAAUCAUGAGGACACACCGCAUGUUCCUCUGGCUGCUCUCGCACACCGCCGCGUGGGAUUUUUCUCAAGCAGGCGGGCUCAUGGGCAUGCUGUGGAUGGCCACGCUGCUGCUGUAUGUCAUGCACGUGGGGUCGGAUUAG
Molecule: messenger RNA, 1407 nt
Organism: Closterium sp. NIES-65
Lineage: Eukaryota; Viridiplantae; Streptophyta; Zygnematophyceae; Desmidiales; Closteriaceae
Source: the annotation of a GenBank genome assembly